Leptomonas pyrrhocoris is the source of this 4022-nucleotide messenger RNA. Its product is annotated as putative penicillin amidase. The transcript has a single exon. NCBI's taxonomy places the organism in Eukaryota, Euglenozoa, Kinetoplastea, Trypanosomatida, Trypanosomatidae. Gene Ontology annotation, molecular function: hydrolase activity, acting on carbon-nitrogen (but not peptide) bonds, in linear amides. The coding region runs from base 678 to 4022 and encodes 1114 amino acids. Gene Ontology annotation, biological process: antibiotic biosynthetic process. The record is from RefSeq and is a predicted model, not a curated record.
AGUCCUUCCGUUAACAAUAAACCAAGAGUUGUAAAGACACACACACCUUUUUUUUUUCGGACUAAAUCUAAUUUCUCGAAAUCGAUCAACUCCGCCUAUUUUCUUCUUGUUAUUAUUUACUUCUACUAUUUCCCCCCUCUUCGCUCCACUGUACCACGUCUGUGUGCUUUUCUCUGUGUGUGUGAAGCCGAAGAAAGGAAGAAAGAAAAGAGAAGGCAGGUGUUUGUGCCACCACGCUCGCCUUCUUCUGCCACCGCUGUUCGUGCCAUCGGAGACGCCUCAUUUUGGGCAACUCGCUGUUUCUUUUUCUUUCCCCCCCCCCCCUAUUUCUCCGACUGUUUCUCUACUGUCACUGAGAGCGCUAUUAUUAAUUUGUUUAUCUAUUUGCGUGGCUACAGUCUGGAUAAAGCAGUAUAUAUUAAGCGGCAGCCCUCAGCGAGAGAAGUAAAACACGCAGUAGAAAAGACAUCGCCUUGCUUGCCUCAAUUUUUUUUAACAAAAAAGAAGGUUCUUGCCUUUACGCAGCGGCUGAAAGCGUCGUCCGCUACUCUGCACGCCCCAUCUCGUUCCCUGUAAGCACUACGCGGAAACAUUCUCUCGAUCCCUUUUUUUUCUACUUAUUACUCAUUUCUUCUGCAGGUAUUUUUUUCUUUGCUGUUCAGCGCACGUCGUCAAUCAUGAGCAGCCAGGAAGACGUGCCAAAGAAGAAGCCGGCCUCGACUGAGCCGGUGGAGGGCAGCGCAGGUUACAUGUACGAUGGCGAGGAGUCCAGCCCCAUGUCGAAGGGCAUGCGCCGCAUGAUGGCUGGCGAAGCGGAUGCCGCUGCAGGCGAUCGGGCGUGCAACGUCAUUGCGGUCUUUCUGCUCUUCGCCGUGCUCAUCACCUCGAUCAUCAGCAUCGCCGCCGGUGCCUGCUGCCUCGCCUCGCUCUCCGGCAAGGCUUUCCACCACUUCCCGUUCUUUUUCGUCUUCGGCGUCGUCCCUGUCGUCCUCGGCUGCGUCUGCUUUGUGCUGACGCUGUUCAUCAUCGUCUUCAUCUCUGCCUGUGCGAUGGGCUUGCCGAACUACGGCAUGUGCUGCUACGGCACGUCGCGCCGCCGCGGUGCGCUGCGUGUGUGCCUGCUCGGUGUUUUCCCGUUCAUUGUCUUUCUCGUGCUGCUCGCCAUGUGCAUCCUCGGCUUCACCUUCUACAGUCUCGGUCAGCAGAUUCCGCCGCUGGACAAGGACUACGCGAAGAUCGACGGUCUGUCCGGCCCCAUUACGAUCGUGCGCGAUCAGAACGGUCUCACGCAUGUGAAGGCCAGCAGCCGCCGUGACGCCUACGUCGGCCAGGGCUUUGCGGAAGCGCAAGAUCGUCUUUUCCAGCUCGAGUUCCACCGCCUGGUCGGCAAGGGUGAGCUCUCCUCCACCGUCGGCAACGAGGGUGUCUCGACCGAUAUCUCGAUCCGCACGCUGAACCUCCGCGCCGCGGCGCAGGCGAUGUGCAACGCGACGAACCCGAAGGACCUGGACCACUUCCAGGCGUUUGCGGACGGCGUGAACCUCUACCUGAAGCACGUGUCGAAGCGCCCCGUCGAGUUCUUCUUCAUGAGCACGAAGCCGCUCUUCUUCCACGACCCCGAGCCGUUCAGCGCCUUCGACCUCUGCCUCACCGCUCGCCUCUUCCAGUGGCAGAUGAGCUCGAACAUCGACGUCGAGGGCCUGCGCUUCUCCAUCUGGGCCGCCACCAACCGCACCUACGAUGAGACAGCGGAGAUGUUCCCCGACUUCACGAACCAGCCGAACACGAUUCUGACGCAGGCGCAGAUGCUGAAGCUGACGACGCCGCUCUGGAACACGUCGGACAGCCCCGUCACGACCGACGCCGAGAUCGCCGCAGCCCAGAAGCUCUUCCUGAAGCAGGCGCAGGCGUUGCAGGGUUACAACGUUGUGGCGGAGCGCGCCACCUACGACUACGUCAUGUCCGUCUUGCGCGCGCAGCUGCAGGCCAAGGCGAAGGCCAAGGCAGGCGGCAGCGCCAGCAAGAGCCUCGCCGCUACGAACCUCGGCACCUUCUACCUGAAGGCGGACGAUGGUACCAUGCGCUCCUACCUCCGCGACAUGGCGGACCGCACCGUGUUUGCCUACAAGUUUGUGCAGGCGAGUAACGCCUGGGCGGCGCGUGACGCGAGCGGCAAUGCCAUGGCCGCCUCCGACCCGCAUCUCACCAUCAACCACCCCUCGAUCUGGUACUACGUCCACCUGAGCUUCCCGACGGACGAGGGGGUCCCCUACGACACCGCCGGCGUUGGUCUGAUCGGUCUGCCGGGAGCGCACAUCGCCCGCACCACGUACCUCUCCUGGGGCAUCACGAUGAGCAUGACCGACCUGCAGGACCUCUUCGUCUUCCCGCCGGCGAUGCUGUCGGGUCUGCCGGAGAACACGUACAUGUACAACGGCAAGCAGCGCGUCUACGUGGACCGCCUGGAGCGCAUCACGGUGAAGGGCAAGAAGGAUAUCGUCGUGCACGCGCAGGACACCAUUCUCGGCCCGAUCGUGUCGGACAUGCUGGGCAUGCCGGCGAUGCUGAAGGUGGCGAUGUUCGCCGUCCCGCUGCGUCACGAUGACAACGAGUCCAUCGGCGCCCUCAUGAGUCUCUCCGACCCAGCCGUGGACACCGCCGAGAAGCUGAUGACGGCCGUCAUGAAGCUGCGCGCCCCGGGGUUUUCCAUUCCCAUCGCGGACGUGACGGGCAACCUCGCCUACGCCGUGACCGGCCAGCACCCGCUCCGCAACGCCGGCCACACCGGCCUCUUCCCCACGCUCGCCCUCGACGGACCCGACCUGCUGUGCCGCAUCAUCAUGACCGUCAGCGGGUCGCCGGUGCCCGAUGCCGCGGCUUGCGACCUGGCGACCGUGCUGGCGGCGAUGGCAGCCAGCGGCACGACGAUCGACCCCUCGAGCAUCAACCUGACCCUCCUCAUGCCCCUCAUCCAGCGACGCCUGCAGACCUCGACGUGGUCCACCUACGUCCCGGAGACGGCGGCGGAGGCCUUCAAGAGCGUGCCAGAGCCGCUGAUCCCUCACGUCAGCCUGCCAUUCGACGGCACCGCGGCGAACAUCUCGUGCGCGAACCAGAAGAUCACCCCCGAUGGCUACCCCUACCUCCUCGGUGCCGACUUCGCCUGGCCGUACCGCGGGGCCCGCAUUCAGGAGCUGCUGGUGGCGAAUAAAGAAAAACUCUCGACGCAGCAGCUGCACAUGGCGAUUCAGCUCGACAAGCGCAGCAACAUCUGGGCCGUUGAUUUUCGCCCGAUUGUCGCGAGCGACGCCUUCAAGGCUGCCAUCGCCGACGACGCCACCGCGACGAACUGGGCGAGGCGGCUGCUCGCGUGGGACUCCCUCGCGACCAUCGGCAGCGUCGAGACGUCCUUCUUCUGGCGGUGGCUGCAGCGCAUGUCCAUCUUGCCUCGCGAUGUGAUUGCCGCAACGGGCUCGCAGCACUGGACGCCGGAGCGGCGCUAUCUCACGCGCAUGCUGACCGCCCCGUCUGCGCGCAUGAAGGCGGAGUGUGCGGACUACAUGCAGAACUGGAAGAGCACGCAGCCCUGCAUCGACUUCGCCGUGGCGAUGUUCAAGGCCCAGGCGAAGGACGCCGGCACGGGCUACAAGGAGCAGUGGGGCAAGGACCUCAACCGCAUGCACGGCCUGCACGAGAUGCUGGCGAAGAAGUUCGUGCACCCCGUCUUCCAGCGUGAGAUCACGAAGGCCGGCGACGUCAGCUCCGUCGACGUCUCGCACAACUCGAUCGACGGGGCGAUGGAGUCGACGCAGGCGGCCAGCAUGCGUCAGCUGUACGACAUGUGGAACGCGACGCACCACAUGUACUUCCAGCUCCCGGGUGGCCAGAGUGGCAACCCGUACUCGAAGCUCUACGACAACCUCCUGCACAUCUACGAGAAGGAGGAGUACCUGCACGUGCCGUGCGACCACACCAGCUACGGCAGCAUCGAUGUUCUGCACAAGCAGAUGCUCAGCCAGUAA